AUGAAUAUUCUUACGUAUAAUAUUCGAGGGAGUGGCUGUCCGAUCAAGAGAAAACGCCUGGGCGCGCUUAUUAGAAAGGAUAGUUUUGAUUUGUGUUUGUUACAGGAAACUAAAGUUGAAUCUUUUACUGAUAUAGUAGUGUACGAAAUGUGGGGAGGAACUGAUGUCGAAUGGACAUUUAGACCUUCGCGGGGCAGAUCAGGAGGUAUCAUAUCCAUGUGGAGAAAAGGGUUGUUCGGUUUGGGGUUUAGUUUUGCGGGAGAUGGUUAUGUGGGAUUCAAUGGUAGAUGGAAAAAUUUGAAUGUUUAUGUGGUGAAUGUUUAUUCGUCGUGCACAAUUGCAAAAAAAAGAGUGUUAUGGAAGGAAUUGGUAAAGCGUAAGCCUGAUUUCCCGGAGGGUGCGUGGGUUUUCGGAGGAGAUUUUAAUGCUAUAAAGUGUCCAGAGGAGAGAAAGGGGAGGGCUUUGAAUCUUAUAAGCCAAGAGAUGGAAGAGUUUAAUGAUUUCAUUGACGUUUUGGAGGUGGUGGAUCCGAGAGCGGUGGGGAAAAAAUUUACUUGGUUUAGUAGGGAUGGGGGAGCCAUGAGUAGAUUAGAUAGAUUUUUGGUUUCCGAUUGUCUGUUGGAGGCGUGGAUGAUUGAAGGGCAGGUGGUAAGACCGAGAGAUCUUUUUGACCAUUGUCCAGUUUGGAUUAAGGGGAGGGUAGUGGAUUGGGGUCCGAAGCCGUUCAAAUUCUAUAAUGAUUGGACGAAGCAUGAGAAUUUUCUUCCUUUUGUCGAAAAUGCGUGGAAUUCGAUUGUAGUCAGGGGCAAGGCCGCGUUUGUUUUGAAGGAGAAAUUGAAGGGAGUGCGUGAGAAGUUAAGGUUGUGGAAUGCGGCAACAUAUGGGUUCCUUAAUUUGGAGGUGGACGAGGCGAUAAAAGACCUUAAUGCUUUAGAUUUCAUGGCUGCUAACAAUGGUGGGGUGGAUGUGGAUUCUUUGGCCAUGAAGAGAGGUAUUGCAUCUUCUAGAGUGUGGGAUUCGGUUAAGGCUAAGGAGGUUUUUCUUAGACAAAAAGCGAGAAGCACAUGGCUUGCGGAGGGAGAUUCCAAUUCGAGAUUUUUCCAUAAGGCAAUGAAAAGGAGGAAUGUGAGAAAUUCAAUUGUUGGGAUCAAUGUGGCGGGUGUGUGGACCGACAAAGUGGGGGAGUGA
Molecule: messenger RNA, 1188 nt
Organism: Vicia villosa (hairy vetch)
Lineage: Eukaryota; Viridiplantae; Streptophyta; Magnoliopsida; Fabales; Fabaceae
Exons: 1
Coding region: 1-1188 (395 amino acids)
Molecular function (GO): catalytic activity
Source: RefSeq, a predicted model, not a curated record